This is a messenger RNA of Neopelma chrysocephalum (saffron-crested tyrant-manakin), 3121 nucleotides long. It is a transcript of the gene LRRFIP2, whose product is annotated as LRR binding FLII interacting protein 2. The transcript has 21 exons. The record is from RefSeq and is a predicted model, not a curated record. Bases 557 to 2314 code for a protein of 585 amino acids. NCBI's taxonomy places the organism in Eukaryota, Metazoa, Chordata, Aves, Passeriformes, Pipridae. Gene Ontology annotation, biological process: regulation of DNA-templated transcription.
GCAGCGCCUGCGCGGUCGGCCUGCCGGCCUGUGCGCGGGGCCGGGUAGCGCCCGGGUGCCACUGCUGGCGUGGUCGCGGUGCCUCCCUCACUCCCCUCCCUCCCCUCAGCGCCGGCCCCUUCCUCCUUCCGCAGGGCCCUGCGGGUGGUUUGAAAUUCACCGCAGUCUCUCACCCGAGUUCUCGGUGUGGCUGUAAGCGCCAGGCUCUGAAGGGGAGGAGGCAAGAGCGCGGGGCGGGGAAGAGGGGGGCGGCCUGGGGCGGUGCGGCUUGUCUGUGCCAACAGCUCCGGUUCCUGCAGCCCCUCACGGGGAAGGGGCGGGAGGGGGCGGUGGAGGAGGUGAAGCGAGGUAGCAGCUGGAAGGUCCGUGUCUGGCGGGCACCGUGGUCCGGUCUUUGGGCGUGGGGAGUGAGGGAAGGAAGGAGCCUGAGCCGAUUCCGGGACCCACGAGCCCCUCGCACCCGUGGAAGCGGUGGAGGGCAGAGUGAAAAAUUCCCCCUCCGUACUGAGGCGUCCCGGUGCUGCGGCAGGCUGGCCCGCAGGUCCAGAUAAUAAAAAUGGGAACUCCUGGAUCAGGACGGAAGAGAACUCCAGUGAAGGACAGGUUUUCUGCAGAAGAUGAAGCUCUGAGUAACAUUGCCAGAGAGGCAGAAGCCAGACUUGCAGCCAAACGAGCAGCUCGAGCAGAAGCAAGAGAUAUACGUAUGAGAGAGCUGGAGCGACAGCAAAAAGAGGAAGACUCAGAGAGGGCCAGGUAUUCUCACCAGUCCAGUCAACAUUCAUAUUUGGUUUGUGAUGAAGCUUUAAGUCUCCCAAGCAUUAGCAGUUUUAAUCAUUAUUUUAAUCAUGUUUACAGUGAAUCUCAUAGUUCAAAGAAGAAAGCUUAUUCCCAUAAAGAUUUAUUGAGUGGAAUUUACUAUGAUCAAAGAAAUUAUAGCAGCCUUGGAUAUAGUAAAUCAGUUCCUUCCUACCAUAUUCGGUCGUCUGCUCUAUACAGUUAUCCAGUGGCACCAACUAGGAUUUACAGGCCAUCUGAAUACAGUUAUUCCUCAAGAGCAAGCUCAGUCCGAAGUAGUCCUGUGUCCCCUGAUUUUUCUGAUCAAAGUGAAACUGCUGCUGACUAUUUUAGUCGUUCCAACCGCAGGGGAAGCAUUGUUUCUGAUACAGAUGAUGGCCAAGGCCUGAAUAGUCUGGAAGAAAAGAGUGAAAAAUCACAUUCAGAAUUAUUUUCAAGGCCCUCAUCUCGCAAUUCAGUAAGUGCAACUCCUCUGAGCGGCAAUUCGUCUAGGAGAGGAAGUGGAGAUGCAAGCAUUUUGGUGGAUCCUGAUGCCUCCCUCAGUGAAUUACGGGAUUCGCUAGCUGAAGUUGAAGAGAAGUACAAGAAAGCUAUGGUUUCCAAUGCUCAACUAGACAAUGAGAAAAACAACUUGGUUUACCAAGUGGAUACUUUAAAGGACGUUAUUGAGGAGAAAGAAGAACAGAUAGCAGAGUUCUAUAGGGAGAAUGAAGAGAAGUCAAAGGAAUUGGAAAGACAGAAACACACCUGCAAUAUUCUGCAGCAUAAGCUGGAUGAACUAAAAGAGGGCCUUCGACAGAGAGAUGAAUUGAUAGAGGCCCUAGAAAGACAGAAAGAUUACUUUGACUGCAUUAAGAAUGAGCGAGAUGAGCUCAGAGAGGAGUUGGCUGACCUGAAGGAAACAAUGAAGAGAGGAGAGAAACAUGGAUUAGUUAUAAUUCCAGAUGGCACACCAAAUGGUGAUGUAAACCAUGAAUCGGCGGUUGGUGCAAUAACAGUUGUGUCACAAGAAGCUGCUCAAGUCCUGGAAUCUGCAGGAGAAGGACCACUAGAUAUCAGGCUACAAAAACUGGCUGGAGAAAAGGAGGAAUUAUUGUCCCAGGUUAGAAAACUGAAGAUGCAGUUAGAAGAAGAACGACAGAAGUAUUCUAAAAGUGAUGGCAUGAAUCCAGAUAUCAUAGGCUUAGAGAAUGGUUCUGACUUGCAGCUAAUUGAAUUGCAAAGAGAUGCCAACAGACAAAUUAGUGAAUACAAAUUUAAGCUUUCAAAAGCUGAACAGGAUAUAACUACUUUGGAACAAAAUAUUGGACGACUUGAGGGGCAGGUUGCAAGGUAUAAAAAUGCAGCAGAAAAUGCAGAAAAAGUAGAAGACGAACUCAAAGCUGAAAAGAGGAAGCUUCAGCGAGAGUUAAGAACAGCACUGGAUAAGAUAGAAGAGAUGGAGAUGACCAAUAGCCAUUUAAUGAAAAGGCUGGAGAAGAUGAAGGCAAAUAGGACUGCGCUUUUAUCUCAACAGUGAAGUUGGAAAUUGAAAAUACAAUGCACUGCUCCUUGAAAACUACCCCCUAGGUUGUUUAUGAAUACAGAUUUUCAUUGGCACAAACUAUUUAAACACUGAGCUGUUCACUGAUGGUUUAAUUUCAUAAUUAAAUUACAUACUUUUUGUAACUUAUGAGAGAAAGAAAUGUAGUUUGAAUUCCCAUGUGAAUUACAGCAAUUUUUCAGUAGCAUUUGAUUCUAGAGUCAAAGAUGGAGCACAAUGCUCCAUUUUCUAGCGAUAGAAAAUAUUUUUACAACGGUGGAAUCAAGUUUAUUCACAAUCUCCCUUGGCUGCUUUAAUGAUGCUUGAUGCUCAGAGACAGCUGCAUGAAUUCAAGAAGACACUGUAUUACUGUACUACAAAACUAACAUGUAUUUGCUUAAGACAUCACACAGCACAAGUGCCUUUUAUCCGGUGCAAUUUAGACUUCAUUGUUGAAAUAGCCUUUGAAAACAGAUAGCAUUUUAUUUUAGGAUACAUUUGGGGUAUUCACUAAACUUUUUACAUUUUGAAAAUACAUUUUUGUAAAAUAUUUAAAUUUGUAAGAAAAAAUAGGGACUGUAUAUAAAAAUCUGCUUUUUUUGCAUGGGCACAUCUGACUUCUAGGUAAUUUCGUCAAAUACUAGCCCCUAAUACUCUUAGUAUUAAGAGUGCAGAUUUAAAAGCUUAUGUUGUACACCAUCAAAUUAUAUGUCAUCUGCUUAAGUGCGAAUUGAAAUUUUAUGGUGGGAGGAAGGGGGUGGGAAAUGUGGCUAAGGAAUUUAUUAAAUGGACACUUUACUGACC